Molecule: messenger RNA, 3119 nt
Organism: Notechis scutatus (mainland tiger snake)
Lineage: Eukaryota; Metazoa; Chordata; Lepidosauria; Squamata; Elapidae
Product: phospholipid phosphatase 3-like
Biological process (GO): signal transduction; phospholipid metabolic process; phospholipid dephosphorylation
Cellular component (GO): plasma membrane
Molecular function (GO): phosphatidate phosphatase activity
Source: RefSeq, a predicted model, not a curated record
AACGCAAACUGCGCGCUUGGCUCCCACGCAGGCCAAGUGGUGAAGCAAGAAUAUGAGGUUUUGAGAAGGGGAGGGGGAAGAAAGAGUUGAGUAACGUCGGUGAAGAUUGGGACUAUUCUGCGAUUUUAAUGUCCCAGAACUGCCACCUGACCAUGCCUCAUGACAGGGACCGCCUUCGGAUCUGGGCGUGAGGAGCGCGUCUGCUGCCAAAGGCUGGCCGAUGCGGUUUCUCCCAUCCCGGGAACUCUCGGCGGCUCUGGGCACGGGUCGCUUCCGACGAUGGCCCAUAGCGACGAGGGGCAGAGGGUUGGCUCGGGGACCCACCGCGCGCCACCCCGACCUCUCGUCCUUCGCCCCUCCCUGUUGAUUCCUGGUCCUUCCCAAGAGUUCAGCGGCAGCUCGGCUCGGAAGUAAGCCGAGGGGCUUACGCGCAAGUGCACGUGCGAUCCAAUUCGAUGGUUCUAUGACGUGAAUUGGAUCGCAGCCGCUUCGCGACUUCCUUUCCCGCUCGGACGCUCCGGCAACUCAGCCGAGGAGAAGGGAGGGUAGAGCGGACGCGUCAGGAAGGGAAAGGAAAGAAACCGAGGAAAGACCAGCGGAGACGGAGUUGAGCUGAGCUGAGCCGAGAUUCAGCCCCGCCGGGAAAGAAUCGCCCUCCUCCUUCCCAUCCUAGCUCUGCAGUCGCCAACCCGGAGGCGCGUGGUUUGAAGGAGAAAGCGAAGGCGCCAGGUGGGUCUCUGCCCCGAAGCAGCUGCUUCCUCAGAAGUUGCCCCAUUCCCCCACAAAGUUUGGGUAGCUCCAUUACUCCGGAUCUGCCACCUCGUGGCUCCUUCGCGACGGGGCGCGCUGGGCUAAUAACUUGCAGAGAAAAGUUACUGGUUGUAGUUUAACCUCGCCCUAGCCCGGCCCACCCCGCCGCAGGCCCCUUUUGGAAGGUGGGACAGAAUCGCCCGAAGGCUCUCAGAAGCCAGGUUUGCUUUCUUUGCCGAGCCCGACAUCGUUUUCCUUCUUUUGCUGCCAAGGGCUACUGACUUGGAUCCUAGUUAAUCAUCUCUCCACCUGGAACCAACGCUCUGGAUUUUUGUUUUCCUUGCAGGGGCUAAGGAAUUGGAUCCAACUUGAUCCUGCAGAAGGCAAGCUGACCUGAACAGACCAUGCAAAACAAUCGCGCUGAACUCCUUCAUAAUCAGGCCCUGCAGCCUUUACAGUGGCAGAGAGAUCAUCAUCGAGAGGUCCGAGUGACUGUGCGGAGCUCAGCAAUUCAACCCACUGCCUAUGCUCCUCGACGACCAUUGCUGAGGAAGACCUUGGUGGCAGUGGAUAUUGUGUGUUUACUUGUGGCCUCCAUCCCAUUCUUCAUCUGCGAAUUCGGCCUCGUUUCUCCAAUGCGUCGUGGCUUCUUCUGCAAUGACAGUAGCAUCAGCUACCCCCUGCAGCGUCCUGAGACCAUCACCGACACUGUGCUCAUUUCAUCAGGCACCCUGAUCUCCUUCCUAGCAAUCACUGUAGGUGAAAUCUUCCAUGUGCAUCAUCUACCUCACAGAUCACGCUCUACAAUCCCCAAUCCUUAUGUGACUGCCCUCUAUAAAGAAAUUGGGACCUUCCUUUUUGGCUGCUGUGUGGGUCAGUCACUCACUAACAUGGCAAAAGUUGCUGUAGGUCGCCUCCGGCCACAUUUUCUGGCUGUCUGUCAACCUAAUUUCACUCACAUGGCCUGCUCUGCUGGAUACCUGGAGGACUAUGUUUGCACUAGUAGCCACUCUAAGGAAAAGGAGGCCAGAAAAUCCUUUUACUCUGGCCAUGCCUCCUUUGCUAUGUAUUCCAUGAUGUACUUAGUGUUCUACCUGCAGGCCCGAUUCACCUGGCGAGGCGCUCGACUGCUACGCCCACUGGUCCAAUUUGUGCUACUGAUGCUAGCCCUGUACACCGGACUGACUCGCAUUUCGGACUAUCAACACCAUCCAUCUGAUGUAAUUGUGGGACUGCUGCAAGGAGCACUUGUAGCCUAUUGGGUGGCUUUCUAUAUUUCCAACAUGUUUCACUGCAAGCAUCAGCCUCACUCUGUGCCCUCAAGCAUCUUGGACAGUCCCAGCUCAGACCAUCAGACGGAUUGCUAGGAAAGACUCAAAGACAGGCAGAGACUACUUCUGUUUUAUAUUAGUUGCAGGACCUCAACCAACUGAGCCACUGGCUGGACAUUCACUGCUAUACAAACUGCAUUGGCACAAUGGCACAGUCACAGCCAGCUUGGGGCUCCUUGCAAGCAUUUUAUCACUGUUGUAUCAACAGCCACUAAUACAUCAAUUGCUGGAAACACCAGUAGGAACAGCAAGCGUUGCACUGAAGAUCUCCCCUUCCUCCAAGUGUUAUGUAGGGCAGCCUUGUUUUCAUUGGGAUGGGAAAACAUUAGACCACUCCAUGCUUCUUCUUGAGCCUCUCUCCUUCUGGAAAACACCAUAUCCACAUUGUUGUUCCUCUUGGGCUUUCCUCCAGAACACAAAAAUUCACUUUUUACAAACCGGUAUUAUUCAGGAAAACUCGCCCUUCCUCUUCACUGAUAUUGAGAUGAUCUCAUCCCUGAAGUAUUAUGCAGUCAGAUGAUGUUGCUUGGAGAAGGAUGACAACUGUGGAAUAUUUAGUACCUGUGUUAUUUUAAUGGGGCAUUUCUACUGCUUUGAAAAUCAAUUGAGUGUCUUGCAGAAACAUACUGCUAUCGAGAAGGAAUUAAUCACAAUUCUGAAAAUAUAGGAUGGGAAGAAAGUACCUAACAACCUAGCUGUUUUAGGCAUCUUCCAGUUAUAUUGGGAUAACACCUCCCAACUGUGUGGUCAAAUUUUAAAAAUUCAACGCGUUACUGACCUAACCUAACCUAUCUCCAGGGUGCUAGAUUGCAGAAAACUGGUGUAGAAAAAGUCAUGAAAGACCUUCCUCUCUUCUAAACCUGAUCUCUUCCACCCCUUAUAAUGUGAAAGGUGUGUGUGGUGUUUUUUUUUGGUAAUAAAUGGUACUGACGAUCACAUAAUUUAAUGGUUGCAACUGAGUAAAAGUUAGUUUAUAAACCAGAAAUAACCUUUUCUGGAUUUCAGAGUAUUCCUGUCAGCCAAGUGUGUGGAGAGGAA